Molecule: messenger RNA, 2574 nt
Organism: Ambispora gerdemannii
Lineage: Eukaryota; Fungi; Glomeromycota; Glomeromycetes; Archaeosporales; Ambisporaceae
Source: the annotation of a GenBank genome assembly
AUGGAAGAAAGUAAUAAUAGCAUUGACUAUUGGGACGAUGCGGCAGCCGAAGAGUCAGACUCUUCACUGCCGGAAUUAAAGAGAAAAUUCUCGAGACAUAUUCGAUUCUCAGACGAAGUCAAAACUCCCGAACAAAUAAAAAGAUUUUCAAAUACUAAUACUUCAUAUCAAUCGCCUUCACAAUCAAUAAGAGGUAGCAGUGACAUAAAACGUGGUAGUGAUGAUGACGGUAGUGGAUAUGACAUCAAUAGUUUAAAUGAAAAGAAAACUGCAGAUCUUGAAAUUGAACUUCUAGAACAAGAGAUAGAAUUAGAACAAACAUCAAAUGAUGGCAGUUCAGAUCUCGAGAAACAACGAAGACAAUAUUCAGUUGCAUCUGAUAAUGGAAAUGCGGUUAGUAAUGAACUUGGUCCACAUACCUUGAAAAGAUUAUCGGCCGCAUUAAGUAUAUCAAGCUCGAAAAAAGGCAAAGGUGAAAAAAGGAACUCUUCAAUAGCAAUAGUGAGAGCUGUUGUUCCUAUUACAGACAAUUCAUCGUUGCCAUGCUUAACUUUUCGAUUUUGGGUCUUGGGAACAUUUUUCACGGUGCUCGGAGCUGCGGUAUCACAGUAUGCAUGGUUUAGAUCUACUUCACUAAGUUAUUCAAUACCUUUUGUACAGUUGCUCACUUAUCCGUUGGGUAAUUUUAUGGCUUCGGUAUUACCUAGACGUUGUUUUAAUUUUUUUGGAUGGGAAUGGACAAUGAACCCUGGCCCAUUUAAUAUGAAAGAACAUGUGUUGAUUAGUGUAGCUGCUAGUACUGGUGGUAUUUCUGCAUAUGCAAUACAUAUUCUAGCAAUACAAAAUUUAUUUUAUCACCAAGAUGUCGGCAUAUUUGGUAGUCUUUUACUACUAUGGUCAACACAAUUACUUGGUUAUGGUAUGGCUGGUGCACUGCGAAAGUUUUUAGUUUAUCCCGCGUCUAUGAUUUGGCCCAUAAACUUAGUACAAGUGGCCCUCUUUAACACACUACACGAAAAUAGCGGAUUAGCUUCAGGAUCAAAACUAAAAUUUUUCGUGCUCGCAUUCGGACUAACAUUUAUUUGGGAACUGGUGCCAACUUUGUUCUUCCCAACACUGAGUAGUAUUGCUGUUCUAUGUCUGAUCAACAACAAAGACAUGGUUUUGACCACACUAGGCUCAGGGUUUGGUGGUGGUUUCGGUUUUUUGAAUCUUUCAUUGGAUUGGAAUGUAAUUGGACUAUUUGGACCAUUGUACUCGCCGUGGUGGGCAACAGCAAAUUGGUAUUUCGGGAUGAUAUUCAUGACAUGGCUUAUCGGUCCAAUAAUUUACUACGGGAAUGUGUGGGACGCACAAUUGUAUUUACCUCUCACCCCGGACACUUUUCGCAAAGACGGCUCACGAUACGAUCCAGAAAAGAUUACCAUCAAUGGAGAAUUUGACGAAAAGAAGUACAAAGAAUACGGAGAAAUGUAUUUAUCACCAUACUUUGCAUUCUGUUACGCAGUCUCAUUUACUUCAUUGACCGCGUUGGUCACUCAUGUCUAUCUAUACUACGGAAAAGAAAUCUGGAAUCGAUUCAAGAAUUCUCGAGUGGAAGACGAUGAUAUACAUCAUAAAAUGAUGAAUGUGUACCCGGAGGUGUCUAUAUGGUGGUACGCGGGCCUUGCAAUCUCGAUGACUAUUGUCGCGGUGAUAUUUGUCGAGGUGUAUCCAAUUUUGUUGCCUUGGUGGGGCGUGUUGUUUGCGAUUUUAAUAGCCGCGAUCAUGGUGCUUCCGGUUGGGAUCAUACAGGCAAUAUCAAAUACUCAGAUUGGAUUGAAUAUUUUGACGGAAUUGGUUUGUGGAUAUAUUUUACCGGGUCGACCGAUUGCCAAUGUCGUAUUCAAAACUUAUGGAUAUAUGACGACGGCACAAUGUCUGGUGAUGGUCCGUGAUUUGAAACUUGGUCACUAUAUGAAAAUUCCUCCGCGUGCCAUGUUCAUUACACAAGUCUACGCAACGGCAAUUGGCGCCGUGAUAAAUUACCUUGUUUUACACGCGAUUAUUGAUUCGAAACGUUCUUAUCUGGACGGAACCGAAAUUGAUCCAACCGGCCAAUGGUCUGGUCGCACAGCUCGAAUAUUCAAUUCUGCCUCAAUCAUCUGGGGCUUAAUCGGUCCACGUAGAUUUUUCGGUCCCGGCUCAAUGUAUUAUGGAUGUCUACUCGGUUUCGCGAUCGGUCUCGUACUUCCCAUUCCGUUCUAUCUACUCCACAAAAAAUAUCCAAAUAUCGGCUUCAAUCUCAUCAACAUCCCGAUCAUCGCAAACGGUGGUACCCAGAUCCCACAAUUCCCCGCGAAUGUGAUCGUAUCCGGAUUAGUCGCUAGUGCACUAUCACAAUUUUAUGCCGCACGCUAUCGCACUGGUUGGUUCCGGAAAUACAAUUAUGUGUUGGCAGCCGCGUUGGAUGCCGGGACGUCUCUUUGUGGAAUGUUUGUAUUUUUGGCGAUUACUGGGAUACCUAAAAAACGAUUUCCUGUUUGGUGGGGAAAUCCUGAGGUUGAUAUAGAACAUUGUACACCGGGGUCAUAG